GCCCCUGCCUCGCAUUGUGCUCCCAUCGCCAGUGGCCAGACCUCUCCACCAGGAUGUCGGGCAUCAGGAUACUGCUACAGAAAAUCCUGAUCCUUCUGCAGGUUACUCUGUCUGUUGUUGUGGGCAAAACACUGAUGAUACUGUUCCCCAACGCCAUGAAAAGAUACAUCCUAAAGAUGGGCGAAAAGAGCAGAAUGAACAGGAAUCCAAAGUUCAGCUACGAAAAUUGGGGCCCGACAUUUUUCAGCUUCAAGUAUUUGCAGUUUGUGCUGAAGGUGAAGUGGAAGAGGCUGGAGGAUGAAGCCUUCGAGGGACACCCUGCUCCCAACACGCCUGUGGUGACCCUCGGCGGGGAAGUUUGUCACCUCCUGGAUUUCAUGAAAGAUAACCGGCCUUUAAUCCUGAACUUUGGAAGCUGCACCUGACCUUCAUUUAUGCUGAAAUUUGAUGAGUUCAACAAGCUUAUCAAAGAUUUCAGCUCAAUAGCAGAUUUCCUUAUCAUCUACAUUGAGGAAGCUCACGCAGUAGAUGGAUGGGCUUUUAAAAACAAUGUCAUCAUUAAAAAUCACAGAAGCCUUGAAGAUCGAAAAAUUGCAGCACAAUUUCUUCAGAAAAAUCACCCUCUGUGUCCAGUGGUUUUGGACACUAUGGAAAACCCGAGCAGUUCAAAAUACGCUGCGCUGCCAGAGCGACUCUACAUGCUUCAAGGAGGGAAGGUCAUCUACAAGGGAGGAGUGGGGCCUUGGAAUUACCACCCCCAGGAAAUACGUGCCAUCCUGGAAAAACUGAAAUAGAAAAAGAAGAGGACUUCGAAGCAAAAACUAUUUGGAUAAAGAAGUUCAAGAAUAAUUUGUCACAGACCUAAGUCUAAGGAACAAAAACAGAAUUUAAAAACAGCCAACUUCUGUUCUGUAGUAAUUUACUGCUCUUAUACCACAUGCAGUAAUGUGGGAGCUGAGUCCAUUGAGCUCUGGAUACCAACAUUUACACUUGUAAGGAAUAACCUGCACAAUGAACUUCGGGGUGGUGACAUUUGCAAGAGUCCACUAGCAUGCAAAACAACUGAUUUCACAUUACUAUAGACAUUGCACUCGUGUAUAUAAAACGUUCCCUUUCACUGACUUCAGGAGGCUUCUGAGCAAGACAAUCUCUAGCAACAUUGGUUUCUAUGAAUAUUUGUUAUGAUGGUCCCAGCCUAAAGCACUGGCGGCUGUGACCUGAUUCUAGAAAAUAUUUAUAGAAACAAGGGAUCGAUCUACAAUUAUUAAAAGUCUAUCAAAACAA
Molecule: messenger RNA, 1284 nt
Organism: Motacilla alba alba
Lineage: Eukaryota; Metazoa; Chordata; Aves; Passeriformes; Motacillidae
Gene: DIO1
Product: iodothyronine deiodinase 1
Exons: 4
Molecular function (GO): thyroxine 5'-deiodinase activity
Source: RefSeq, a predicted model, not a curated record